GCAACCAACAAGCGUGGUAAAGUGACCUUUCAUUCGGGAGAAAAGUUUAUUAUUGCAACUGGUGAAAGACCUCGUUAUUUAAAUAUACCAGGAGAUAAGGAUUAUUGCAUUACCAGUGAUGAUCUCUUCUCCCUGCCUUAUUGUCCAAAGAAGACUCUGGUUGUGGGUGCUUCCUAUGUGGCACUGGAAUGUGCAGGUUUCCUGUGUAGUUUGGGAUUGGAUGUUACUGUGAUGGUGCGCUCCAUUCUUCUACGUGGAUUUGAUCAGGAAAUGGCAGGGAAAGUUGGAGCAUACAUGGAAUCUCAUGGGGUGAAAUUUCUGAAAAAAUAUGUGCCAAUCAAGGUUGAACAGCUGGAGGCUGGCACACCUGGAAGACUUAAAGUGACUGCAAAGUCCACAAUAAGUACAGAGGUCAUUGAUGGUGAAUACAACACUGUAUUAAUUGCUGUAGGGCGUGAUGCUUGCACCAAGCACAUUGGCCUGGAAAAAAUUGGUGUUCGUCUCAAUGAAAAGUAAGCUGUUUUUUUUUUC
This is a messenger RNA of Rhincodon typus (whale shark), 531 nucleotides long. RefSeq names its product thioredoxin reductase 1, cytoplasmic-like. The annotation marks the transcript as partial. Lineage: Eukaryota; Metazoa; Chordata; Chondrichthyes; Orectolobiformes; Rhincodontidae. Gene Ontology annotation, molecular function: thioredoxin-disulfide reductase (NADPH) activity. The transcript has 4 exons. The record is from RefSeq and is a predicted model, not a curated record. Gene Ontology annotation, cellular component: mitochondrion; cytoplasm. Gene Ontology annotation, biological process: cell redox homeostasis.